GAAGGGAUAAAUCGACGACGACUGUUUCUCUCACAUAGACUAACCUUAGUCGUCGUCUCCGGCAGAGAAAUUUCGGUGAAGUAAAGAGAAAGAUCGAAUCCGAUUGAGAGAUGGAGAAGUCUGUGGAUCUAGUACCGGCGAUGGUUGUAUUUCUCGCCGCAGUUCACGUUAUCGCCUUGGUUUACUGGAUUUAUAGAUUGGCCUCUGAUCGUCCACCUCAGAGAAAAAAAUCUCAGUAAGGAAACGUCGAUUUGGACUGCGAUUCAUCGAUUUGGUGCGUUGUCGUUUCCGAUCUGAUAUUGCGUUUAUUGGCGUUUUUGUGAUUGUUAAGUUUUGAUGAUGACUUUGUCACUUAGUAUUUUUUGGAAUUCAACUAGUAGUUUCUUGUGGUUAUGGGAACAGAUAGAUUUUGUUACAUUUCCAAUUUCAUGUUUUGUGCACUGAUUAUAGAGAUUUAACAAAAGUUACAAAA
Molecule: messenger RNA, 472 nt
Organism: Arabidopsis lyrata subsp. lyrata
Lineage: Eukaryota; Viridiplantae; Streptophyta; Magnoliopsida; Brassicales; Brassicaceae
Exons: 2
Coding region: 111-239 (42 amino acids)
Source: RefSeq, a predicted model, not a curated record